Messenger RNA from Brassica oleracea var. oleracea, 1224 nucleotides. Its product is annotated as probable tRNA (adenine(37)-N6)-methyltransferase. The record is from RefSeq and is a predicted model, not a curated record. The coding region runs from base 75 to 1112 and encodes 345 amino acids. Lineage: Eukaryota; Viridiplantae; Streptophyta; Magnoliopsida; Brassicales; Brassicaceae. The transcript has 9 exons.
GAACGCAGUCUCUUCCAAACAUUCCCGCCGCCGUCGUGACGUUCUACUCGCCGGCACAGAAACACCGUUCAUCCAUGAGUUAUACCACGGCAGCUUUAGCCCUUACACUCACCUUAGUAUCUGUGUCCGCCACAGUCUCGCUGUAUAGAUGGAGGAGACGAGGAGAAGAUCUGGAGCAUAGGAUUAAUGAACUUAAGAAGUCUUUGGGAUCUGUCAGUGAGAAAAGUGCUUCUGAGAGAAGAGGUCGAGUCAAGGCUCAACAGGCAUUACGGGAGGCUUUAGCACAGUCUGAGUCACAUAACUCACACAACACUAUAUAUCCAAUGCGACCUAUUGGCACUAUACAGUCUUGCUUUUCCACAAGGAACGGGACACCGAGGCAGCCGUUGCUUGUUUCUCUUGCUAGAGCUUGUUUGAACUUUGAUCCGGCAUUGGUUCCUCCUGCAUCUCUCGAGGGUCUCGGGGAGUAUUCUCACUGCUGGAUACUUUACGUUUUUCAUCUCAACACUGAUAUUGAGAAGCUUUGGAGAAAGCCAUCUCAGUCUAAGCUCAAGGCUAAGGUGAGAGUGCCAAGGCUAAAUGGUGAAAGAAAGGGAGUCUUUGCUACUCGGUCUCCUCAUCGACCUUGUCCCAUUGGGCUCACCGUUGCUAAGGUAGAAGAAAUCCAAAAGGAUAAGGUUCUGCUCUCUGGUGUUGAUCUGGUGGAUGGGACUCCUGUUCUUGACAUCAAGCCUUAUUUGCCAUACUCAGACAGCAUUCAAGGAGCUUCAGUUCCAAACUGGGUACAGGAGGACUGCUUAUUGGCUGUGGCUUCUGUGAGUUUUUCAGACGUCUUCUCUUCAUCCAUCACCAGCUGCUGGAAACUGAUUGAAAAGAAGUCUCUGUAUGGUUCAGCUGACGAGUUCAAGAGCUUGAUCACGCAGGUCCUGUCAUGGGACAUACGAUCAAUGUCGCAACGGAACAAGCCGCAAGACACAUCAGAUGCAGACAGCACCGUGUAUCACUUGAUUCUGGAAGGACUAAACGUGUCUUACAUGAUAGAUAAUGAAAGUAACAUCCUCGUCCAAGAUGUUUCUCUUCCAAACAACCUGGAAGAUGUUGCAGAAACCUAAUCUUCGUUCAAUGAAAUUAAUGUUUUAUUUACAAAAUCUCUGGAAUUAAUGUUUCAUAUGACAAUACUAAUCAGUGAUUCAUAUACAUGAAAACUUUUGUUGAAGAUGUAAA